AUGGGUGGCAGUUUCGAUUGGAAUUGUUCAGUUUCGGAGCCAGAUCUAACAAGGGAUACAAAAAAAUUCGAAAACCGUUUCGCUAUUAAACAUCCAUUUGAAUACAUUUCUGUGGACGAUUUAAAAUUUUUCAGACGUAAAAGACCGCCAGACUUACACACCAAAAGUGGAAUCUGUCUUUUCAAUAUCGACGAACCACCUAUUUCGUUCGGUUCACUUAAAACAGAAUACAGAAAAAAUUUUGAGCAUUUCCAAUUAACAGACCGACCAGGUCUUUCUAGACGUGCCACUUCAUUAUAUUUAGAAGGUUUUAUGCAUCAUAAGUCAGAACACCAGGAGCAAUACCACUGGUUUAAGCCAGAAGAUUGGCAAAGUUGCCGCUCUUAUCCCAUACGUAUGCCAGAAAACUUACAAGUUGGUGGAGUGACGAAUAUGGAUCCUGAACAUCGUUCUUCUUACAUAACUUAUCCUAUGGUAGAUCGCACUGCCAAAAUAUUGCCACGAGAAAUGUUUCGUAUCGAAGCAGAUCCUAUUGUUAAACAUUCAAUUAACACUGACCACUCCCAAAAUAAAAUGAGUAAAAUGAAGGACAAUAAGUCUUUUGAGAAUGAAAAUAAAAAUGAACGUACAGUGGAAGAUGAACAACAAUUUUAUCCCCAACAACAUAUAGAACAAACUAAAAGAACAAUUACUCCAUCAGAAUAUAAAAGACAGUAUAUACAGUAUCCAAUUGAAAAAGCCCAUUCAAUACCACAAAUAACUCAUAUUAAAAUGCACGGUAAGUUUUAUGGUGUGCCAGAGUAUCAAGACAGCUUCAAAAUGUACGCAAACUAUUCAAAAAGUGCACCAAUUAAAAAAAUAGAUAACUUAAAUGUAUCUGGUGCCGAAGAUAUGAAAAACGUGGAUUUCAAUGUAAGUCAACCUGAAUAUCGAGAACAAUAUUGCAACCCUCCUAAGAAUAUUUGCAAAGAAAAGCUACUCAAAACCGGUGAUCAUUUGCGACCACUUGGAGAGUUCACUAAAGACGUGCCCGAAUAUCAUGAAAGUUUUCAAGAUCCACAGGUAAAGGACAUACCAGAACGUGGUAAAUGUCGUGAACCAUAUUUACGACUCAAGGGAAAGAUCGAAUUUAAUCCAGAAUACCGCAAUACCUACUUAGACUUUCCACGUUCCCGACCAAUCACCAAAAAGCCAACAUCAUCCUUUCGCCUGCCUAUCUCGAAUACAAUAACUACCGUAGGAACGAAGACUUCAAUGCACUCACCGAAGUAUAAAAAUAAAUCAAACUCACCUAAACAUCAAAUCAGUGAGGAUAUUGACCUCAAAACUGAUAUAACUUUCACACCUGAAUAUAGGCGAGCACACUACAACUAUCAGUUACGCGAGCGAACGCCUGCAGUUGUUACAGGUAACUCCAAGAAAUACAUACCACCAAAAUAUGCAACCAAAAAAUAUACGACGACCUCAACGAUUGAAGGAAAAGACAUUCAAAAGAAACGUAGUAAUCGGUGUCGUCAAACUUCCCUAAUAGAUGGACACAAACUGCCGAACGAAAGUAACUUUUUUGAAAAUGUCGGGGUGAGUGUAAAAAAUGCAGCCCAAUUCGGAAGACGUGCGUCAGUGUUGAGAAAUGCAUCUAACUGCCGUGGAAAUUCCACAAUUAUCGAGGGAAAUCCAAAGUAUAUUACUAAAUGUCCAAAGAGCAAGUACAGUCCAGAUAACCAAGACUCUUUUGUUGUUCUUAAUGAACCUUGUAAAGGAUCAAAUUGGAUGAAAAAGUCAUGGUACGAGUCAUAA
Teleopsis dalmanni is the source of this 1797-nucleotide messenger RNA. RefSeq lists its product as uncharacterized. The transcript has 5 exons. The coding region runs from base 1 to 1797 and encodes 598 amino acids. The record is from RefSeq and is a predicted model, not a curated record. Lineage: Eukaryota; Metazoa; Arthropoda; Insecta; Diptera; Diopsidae.